AUGGAAGGCAGUAAGUGGUGGUAUUUGAGGGUGGGUUUGAGUGAUCAAACGGGAUGGAAGAUGGGUGGCUGGGUUGUGGUUUCCGGUGGGGAAGGAGGUGAUGGCAGUGGUGGUUUUAUGGCGGAAGGUGGUGCUACCGUGUGGAAUCUGAUUACAUCAGAUACUUAUUCUCGAAAGCGUCCAAGUGAUGAUGAUGACGAUUUUGUAAACCCGCCACCCGUUACAAUGUCGAUACAAAAGAUUGUGAAAAAGCAAACCAAAAUAGAAAAGCCAAGAAACAUGGAAGAUUCAUUAAGAUGUUUGAAUACCAGGUUCCCUCCGGAACACAUAACCAAAACCAUAGCCUUGCUGAACGAAGAUCAACAAAGAUGUGUACAAUCUAUUGGAUUUGGAUUAACUCUAAAUAUGCAGUUAGGAAAGCUACCUCGUAGGAUAUGUUACUGGGUCAUUGACAACUACAACCCAACUAGCAAUUCCAUUCAUGUACAAGACCAAAGACUUUUAGUGACAAGGGAAAGAGUACAUGAGAUAUAUGGGAUUCCAAUGGGUGACAUACCAAUGUCUAACCCUUGCAAAGCAAAUUCUGAAAAUAAGGAUACAAAUGCUGGUCCAUUUUUUAUCAUGAAUUUUCUUGUUUUGUUUGUAUCGGUGAUGAUUGAGUACUCAACAAUGGGGACUGUCAAUCAAGGGUUCUUGGAAAACAUUUCGGGUGAUAUGGGUAUCAAACAACUAGAUUGGUGCGGAUUUGUUGUAUCAUGCUUGAAAUCAAGCCGAAUGAUGUGGAAACCCUUGAACAAUAAGUGCGUUUACACCGGUCCCAUUGUAUUUCUUCUGCUGUUUUACCUUAAUUUUACAAAAGUUGAGGAUGGCACAAUUCAAAGUCCAACUGUUGGAAUGAUUCACUGGACAAUAGACAUGUUGAAAAGGAGGGAAUUAGAAGAGCUAUCUAAAGGAGGUUUCGGAAAUGUAACCAUAUCAUUACAACACAUGCACAUGAACCGCACUGAACAAGACGAUAAUUACAAAACAGAAGAUGCGGAGGAUGAUGAUGUUGUUGGAUCUGAAAGAGAUUGCAUAUCUCCUGAUGGAUUUAUUGGAAAUGUAGUUCAAGAAACAUCAGAAAAUGAUGCAGACAACAACUUGAAGUUCAUAUAUUGUCACCAUAUUACUUUUAUAACAUUCUACUUAUGUUAUGCUUAUUCCCAAGAAAUUAUGAGGGAAAUAAACUUCAACUUCAAUGCAUAUCACAAUGCAAAGAGAGCUAUAGAUAAGUUGUUGAUGCGAGGUAUAAAGAAGUUUCCCGAUUCUGUCGAACUGCGCAUGCUAGUAACAAAAAGAAAUCACGAAUUCAAUCUGGCAUGGCCAGAUUUUUCAACUUCCGAUGAUUCUGAUGAUGGGACAACUUCCAAUGGCACCACCACACCUGUUAUGCAUUAUCAACAAAAUACAACCGCAACUAAAAAUGAUCAAUUUCAGGAAUCAACAAUGGUGGAUGAUGAUGAUGCAGUUGCGGAUGUGGUGUGUACACCAUUUACUCAAAUUCUAAACGAAGAUACUUUUGACAUGCUGUUGGAAUCAGCAUUAGCUACCUCUAUUAGGCAUUCAAGUCAUGAAAGUCUCACUAAUUCGGAUCAUCGAGAACCAAAUAUAAAAAAUGAUGAUGUAAACACUGUUCCUGUUACUAUUGUGGCACCAAGACGGUCGAGAAGAUUGGUUCAACUAACCGACAAACUUAGAUCACCUCAUUAUAGGAGGACCGUUGAUCCAAACCAACCGAUUAGAUCAAUUGAGGAGAGAGUGUCAGGUUGGAUUUUCGCAGGGCUGGAAGAUGAAUGGUACAUUUUCUAA
Messenger RNA from Lactuca virosa, 1848 nucleotides. NCBI's taxonomy places the organism in Eukaryota, Viridiplantae, Streptophyta, Magnoliopsida, Asterales, Asteraceae. The record is from the annotation of a GenBank genome assembly.